CUGGGUUCUCGUCGUCGUGAGGAGCUCUUUUUUUUGAGAAAAGUUUCAGCUCGAGGCUGGAGAUUGCCUGCUCUUUCUCUGAAGCAACGCCUCGUGUGGAGACAGCAUCAGAUCAGACGACAAACGCUUGCCUUGAUCAUUUAUCGGGAUUUUUUUUUUCUCGAAAAGACCCUUACUUGAGGCUUCGCUUGCAUCAUCGCCAUCACCACUGCCUUUGACGAUAACUUCUCAGGUCGCAUGAAGCGCACGACUACCACUAAACCUACGGACGUAACGACAUGACGACGGCGAUGACGCCAUCGACGGGGGCAUUUGGCGCAGGUCUCUAUCGCAAGACAAGCGGUAGCAACGCCGUUCCCGGCGAAGAGAGAAGGGCCGGCGAAAGAGGAAGGAGUUCCUCCACGGACUCCGUCAGGCAAAGGUCCGAAGAGCGCAACAGCCGAUGGGGCCGGAGAACUGUGCAAGCUGCUGUGACCGCCGACCGAGAGCGAUCGCAGCUCCUGAGAACCGUCUCCCACCUCAACAAGACGCAAAAGCCAGGCGUCAGCAAGCUGCCGGGCGACGAAAGCCUACCGCCCUUGUCGCCAGCAGACUUUGUUCCGCCGCCGCAAUACCAAGACAGAUCACGUUCGGCGCGGUCUCUGGACCUGGGACGAAGACGAGGCCUAUCUGCAAGCGAAGGAAGCGGACCCGCUCGGACCAGUGCUAGGUUGGAAGACGAAAAUUCGCUGCCUUCAACGGCGGGGCUGGGGUCUCUGGGGCGAGCCAAGGCGGCGCAGGCUAGAGCGAAGCUUCGCCGCUUCAGCGUCUCUCAACUCUCUCUGAGCGCAGUCUCUUCCUCUUCUUCUCACAAUGCAUCAUCAGCUCCUUCCCCAGCACUUGCCAACAAUGCCGAAGCUAUGCCAACAGUGAAGACAACAGCAACAACACCUCCAUUAGCACAAGCAGCUACCAUAUUAGCACCUAGAACAGUCAUUUCCGGAGCCGCUGCUCCGGUCGGCAACACAAUCAUGCUUAAACCACGCCUGGCAUUGGCCAACGCGUCUCCUUGCUCGUCGUCGGAGCCUGAAUCGUCGGGUUUGCAAUUAAAUGAGGAGCCAACCAGCAUCAGGCAAGGCCAGCAGCAGCAGAGCGCAGAGGGUCCUUCUCACACCACUUUGCAGACACCGGAACCCUCUCCCAUUGACAAUUACAAAAUCCCCCCUCCCUUUCAGAAAUUGGCGAAUGCGAAAGAGGAGCGUCGUUCCACAAUUUGCAGGAGCCCGAGCCCGAAUCUAGACGUCAGCGCGGCCGAUCCUUCGUUGAAUUGCAGCAACGACUACGCACUUUCCUCCGCACCACAAUCGAGCGGCGAGGCGGUGUUCACUUCCUGUGACGAGGUGCAACAAAAGGCCAGCCUCGGUGGGACCAGCACGGGCCGACCGGAUCAGGAAAUUUGCUCUUCGCAUAUCUCUCCCCUCCACGCAGGCGAAGGCAGUCAAGGCGGCGAGAACUCCAGAUUGUUGCAGCAAAGACAGGAGCACCCUUCAUCGCCUUGCGAUCCCACUGACACAAAUUGCUCUCGCAUCGUCUCUAGUCGCCCCUCCCUCGACUCGAUUCGUUCCGAGCACGUCGAAGAAACCGAGCGGACCGACAACACGCUCUUGCCGGGUCGCGCGAGCCGGAUACACGCCUCUGAUUGUGAUUCGGCGGGGGGUCCGUCACUGAGGCAUAUGGCCGCGGCUUCGACCGACGCCCUCCGCGCACCUGGUCAUCGAGAGCGUGGAGCAAGGAUGAGUCUCGAUGUGCGGCGUGGAUCAAAGGGGCUGAACGACGGCAGUCACCUGGAGACGAUGACGACUAUGGCAUCCCGGCGCCCCGACCCUUUGAUGCCUAUGGCCGAGCCGCGCUCUUCAACCCGCGUCUCCUUCUCCCUGCUUCGUCCAGCGAUCUCUGCAAAGGAAGGGGGCAUGCGCCGAUCGAGUCUGGCCUCGCUCUUUUCAAGAUCUCGCGAGAACUUGCAAAUCACGACGGGUGACGCUGGCGAGGAAGAGAUCAAGUCGCCAAGGCGCCUCUCAGAGGCUACUCUGAUUGCAAAGAGCUUCAUGCUCAAGACUUUCGGCGGUGUCGGCCCCAAUCGGCAUUCCUUUUCCAACGGCAAAGACCUUCCAAGCAGCCAGCGGCCAUCGACUACGUACAGCCGCGAAGCCCGCGGCUCGUCUUCCUGGCCAAACGAAGAGGAACAGCCCAGCAGGGAGGCGGCGUCGCAGGUGUUCGCGUCCGCCUUUGGCGCGCCCCACUCGAGCGCCCUCGACGAAGGCCGUCCCGAUCCUCCGCCCUACUCGAGCGUCCGCAGCGUCAACAGCGCCAACUCGCGCCCGGUCAGCCUCGUCUCGGCUGCCACGUCCUUCUUUUCGAUCCAGGCUGGUCCAAAUCAAGGCAGCACCACUUCUUUUACCGCCUCGCCCGUACGGCGACAGCAGCCCUUGCCCGUCGACCCUCCCUCGUCGUCAGAAGUGCCAAGUUCGCCUGCAGGUCUCUUUGCUCCUACCAGCAGCUUCCAGCGACUACCUCAAGGCGCCCCACACGCGACGAUGCAGCUACUGUCUCCCGAUGUGGGUCCCUUGGGUGAGGAGCGCUCUCCGUUGGCGCCCGGUCCUUCCUCAUCGCGCCUAGGCCAGGACUCUACCUUGCAAGCGGCUACAGCACGCCCGUCACCGCCGUCCUCCCCUCGCGCAGCUUCGCGCUCUGCACUCGGUCUCGAGCAGGGAGCAGAAGUAGACCACUCUAAGGGCAAGAUGAGGCAGAGCGACUCCGUAGCAAUGAGGAGAGGUUCCAGCAUGGGCAUCGACGAGGAGCAAGAUGCCAUUGACCGAGCCCAGGCCUCCUCGACGAUGACACUAGGGGCACCGAUCACGCAACAGCUGCACCAGCAGGAGCAGGGCGCCACAGAUGCAAGCGGUGACAACGGUGGCACAGCAGGAGGAGCGAACAGCGGGGCCUCGAGGAACAGGUCGGCCAGAAGCUCACGUCUUUCCCAUCUCCCCAGACUCAACUCGAUGCGCGUCGAGGCAGGGUCAGGCGUAGGAGGGAUGGGAGGUGCAGGGGGCGCGGGGGGCGAUGGAGGCGACAACAACGAAAGGCGAGAUGAUGUCAAUGGGCCGGCAUCUGCCGGUGGUGGCGAAGACUACACGAGCGAAGAAGGUACCGGCGACGAGGCCGAGUCUCGGGACGAAGAAGAAGUCGAGACCGACACAGCAACCGACGAAGAUUACGACAGUUUUUUGUCUGGAAGCGAAGAUGACCUCGACGGCUCGAUGCCUGGCUCGAUGCCGACGCAUGAACGCCGUCCCUCAAGGGGCCUUGAUCAUCAUCGGGCGAGGUCGUCGCGUUCAUCGGCUGAUGCGAGUACCACCCCUGCUACCUCUGCCGAGGGACCAUCGGAUGCCGGCAUCAGUAGAUCUCUGAAACCUGAAGGCAUCCAGUUGCCACCGACCCCACAGUUUGGAAACACUUCUACCGCCACGCCCGACCAGGGUUUUCACGGCCAAGCGAUUGGCAAGGACUCCUGGACACAGUUUGGCGCAUCCACCCCAUUCGAAUCACCGUUGCCUACAGUGACGCCCCGAGCAGGCCCGAUGGCUAGCACUAGAUUCACAGCCACACCGCGAGGCGGCCAAACGCCCAAGGUGGGCUCGUCUUCCGAGGCGACGGCCGCGGCGGUGGCCAGAAGUGAUACAGGAGGGGAAAGCUCCUACUUUAACAUCCAUCCGGUUGCUCCCCGCCUUGCGAAUGGGGCUGCAUCUGCCACGAAUGGUGACAUGCCCCCACCUUCACCGUCGAUCAUCUCCCGCCAUCGCGCUCCAUCCUCGGCGAGCACGCGCUCAUUCAGGUCGAUUCCCAUGCCGACUCCGAAUCGCGAGAUUCCCCAGCUGCCGCCCAUCGUGCCCAUGAAAUUCAGUGGCAAGGAUAGAGCAAAGUCACCCGUCCCGCAACCGGCUGCACAGGCAAACGGCGUGGCCCCUCCGUCCGGAUUGCCCGACGUCAGGACGAAAACCCAACGUCCCUCGACUUCACUUUCCAGCCAAGAUGCAGAGAAAAGGAUCUUGUCGCCUUUGCCUGCGCCAGGUGGAAGUAUGCGAAGCUCACCAUCGGCUCGACCGGGCCUCUACCAGCAGCAGUCGCGCUCUCUCAUCGAUCUCAGCGCCACCGCUCGUGAGGUCGAGAAGCGGCAGCAUGAGCAGCAAUCGACUCCCGCCCUCGUUGCUCCGCACAGUGCCAAAGUUGCACACAGGGAGCUUGCUCCCGACGCGAGCGAUUCGGCCCUGCUCAUUCCGCCACAGAGCCCAGGGGGCUUGCCACGAAGGAGAAGGUCGAUGUUUGAGGUCGGCGCUGCUCCUCCGCCUUAUUCAAUCAUCCAUCGCCGGCCCGAGGGGACUCAGAUGAUCUAUCCUCGUGAGGAAGAGGGUAAGGAGAAGUUGCCGAUCUACAACUGCUCUGUUCACAUCGAAGGUUACCUGCCGCGUAAGAUGGAAUUCAGCGCACCGGGAAUCCAGGCCAAGGAUCGGAGCUGGCGAAGACUCUAUUUCGUCCUUCACGGAACGAGUUUGAGGGUAUACAAGUCGGAUCUGUCCGGUGAUUCCUUGGCUGCAAAGGGUGCCUGGGGAAUUAUGGAUGGCGUGCAUGUUCACAAGGAGCCCAUGAACGAGGAUGGGUCCGCACCCGCGGCGGCACCUGCUCCUUCGUCAAGCACCAACGGCACAGCUCCACCGUCAAACACUCACCACGGCCUCACCGCAGCCGUCGGCGCGGUGUCGAAUCUGACGAGCUCUCUCGUCCACCACCCGUCUACUUCCUCUCCAUCUUCGUCAUCACUCCAGCCGCCCAAGGCAGGUCUGAUCCGAAAUUAUACACUCCAAGGGGCCGAAUCAGGCCUUGCGGCAGACUAUCUCAAGCGUCGGCACGUCGUCCGUGUCCGCGCAGAGGGCGAGCAGUUUCUGCUGCAAACCAAGAGCGACCGGCACGUCGUGGACUGGAUCGAGGCUUUUCAGGCCAGCACCAAUGUCUCGUUGGACCUCGAAAGGAGGCCGAUGCCGAAAUUUAUCACGCUUCCGAGGCGGCGAAGGAGGAGGCGUCCCCAAGAGGCGGCAGCGGCGGCUGGUGGCGCAGCGACUACUGCCGGUCAAAGCGCAGCACCACGCACGGCAGCCGAACGAGAGGCAGCCGAUCUCGCAGAGGCUCAGCGGAGGUCGAUGUCCGAUGCCCGUGGUGGUACCGCUGCGGCACGGAAUACAGGGGCAAGGAGAAUCAGCCCGCCUCGACCCUUGGGCCUGCCGGGCGACGAUGCAAACUCGACACCGGAUCCCAGUGCUGCAUUUGACGAGAUGCUGAGGGAAGAGCACGAAGACAUGUCGAGACAAGAGGCAGGCGACAUUUGAGCUGCUCUUUGACGAGUCUCCCUCUUGCUUUGAUGACACCUAAAAGAAGGCCCCAUGGUCCUCUCAAAUUUUUCUUUCAUGUGAUGCUUUUCUCUUUUCUUUCUUCUUUGGGUUCAUCGUUUUCGCUCAUCCUCUCUCACAAUUGAAGUACCAUACUGGCAAUGUUCUCAAUGCACACAAUGUUCGAGCG
Molecule: messenger RNA, 5607 nt
Organism: Acaromyces ingoldii
Lineage: Eukaryota; Fungi; Basidiomycota; Exobasidiomycetes; Exobasidiales; Cryptobasidiaceae
Exons: 2
Coding region: 279-5417 (1712 amino acids)
Source: RefSeq, a predicted model, not a curated record